CAGACAUGGGCGGCUCGCAGGGGCGUGGUUUCGACUUUCAGAUGCUUGACGCGGGAGCCUCAUCGGGGCACAUUUACCAUGAAAUACCGUGCGAAGACGUUUGAUGCAAUUUUGGCCCACCAUUCUGGCAGCAAAACAGGGAAACAACGAUAUAGUAGAACUGCUGUUGGAUAAGGGAUGGAUCCCGAUCCAGCUGGAUGGACUUUUCCAGCCGAGGUCUAAGAAUAGAGAGACGAACAUGGCAACAUGUAUACACAGCGAACCUGAUAUUCUGGGUACUUACUUGCGGCCAGGAAUCCGUUAUACGAACCCUGAUUACACACGUAAUGAGAAAGAAGCCUAUACAACUGAAAACCUUAGUGAGGACCAGGCAAUUGCGAAGUUCUACACAGAACAUCUACCGGCCAUUGUCAAUAAAACGAUCCAAGUUUAUCAUAAUUUCUCUGACUAUUUUCAGAGUGCACUCAAUGAACAGCUCACGGUGGUAACCUAUUAGCGGUCCAAGUCUUGCUCCGUGCUGGCGCGAGCCCAAACUUGACCGACGAAGAAGGAUACUUCUUAUUGGAUCAUGCCAUAAUACUUCGAGAUAAUUAUAUUGAAGUUAUUUGCCUUUUAAUUGAUCACGAAGCUUCUCCUUUUGAACGAUUUGGCGGAUUGCAACCACUGUAUGGCAUUUAUGGGGAGGCAGGUCAAAAGAAAUAUGAAGU
Messenger RNA from Aspergillus ruber CBS 135680, 707 nucleotides. RefSeq lists its product as uncharacterized. Bases 104 to 496 code for a protein of 130 amino acids. NCBI's taxonomy places the organism in Eukaryota, Fungi, Ascomycota, Eurotiomycetes, Eurotiales, Aspergillaceae. The transcript has a single exon. The record is from RefSeq and is a predicted model, not a curated record.